Molecule: messenger RNA, 239 nt
Organism: Rangifer tarandus platyrhynchus (Svalbard reindeer)
Lineage: Eukaryota; Metazoa; Chordata; Mammalia; Artiodactyla; Cervidae
Source: the annotation of a GenBank genome assembly
AAUGGGCUCAGAUCGCCCCUCACGUCCUCACGUGUCCCACCAAACAAGUGAGUCUGCCGAUGGCCCAACUGACAUCAAAGCACCUCGGAUACUGGGAACUGGGACUGCCUCAUUUUGCCGCAUCUGCCUGUCUGCCCUUGACUUUUCUUAUCUCCAAAAGGAGAGAGGACUCCAGGAUCUCCAGCAUUCCAUGGAAGCAUCAUCUCCCUAAGCUGGGCAUUAGUGGUGCUGUUUAUUGA